UCUUAAAUGCCAACUUGACAAAACACGUGUGUGUGGUAACAACCAAGAUCAGAACACACGGUUUAGAGCCUUGACCAGUCACAGUAUUACUUUUUGUAAUACUAUAUCGAGGAGAAAUAAAGCCAAGAAAGAUGGGAAAGAUAAAAACUAUCACCAUAGAUCAACCUCAACUAGCAUUUGAAAUGAUUAACAAGACGAAGAAGAAAAAGAAGAAACCAAGGGCCAGGAGUCAAACUGCCAAGACAUCUGCAGAAGAAAAGGGCAGCUCUCUGCAAACGACUGCUCCAGAUAGCAGUGGGAAUGACCCGUACGCCAUCGGUCAGAUUGCUGGUUUGCUGACCAGUCAAAAGGGUCAAUCGGACACAAAGCAUCUUAAAGAGAAGGAUGCAUUGUUUUCAAUGUUUGGUUCAGUUGGCUCAACUAGUGGCCCAACCUGCAGGACCAGACCAGCAUUUGUUCCUCUUACUGCUGCUGGGUUGCCAAAGACACAGAAAACACAAGGACAAGCAAAAGAUAAAGAGCCCCCAAAGCAAACAGGCAGUACAAAUCAGAAGCAGCAGCCAAAGCAGGAAGAACAGCAGCCACCUCCAAAGGCAGUAAAAAAACCAUCCCCACAAGAGAAGCCUGCAGAGAAGUCUAAAGACACCGGUAAAGAAGAUUCCACACCGAAACGACAUAAACCCAAUCCAGAAGAACUGAAGAAGACUGUCUUUGUUGGGAACCUUCCCAUUUCAUUUGACAAAAAGAAACUACAGAAGCUAUUCAGGAAGUUUGGAGAGAUUAAGACUAUGCGGUUUCGUUCAGUGGCUCCAUCCGACCCAGAUCUUCCUAAGAGAGUUAUUGCUCAUACGAAGCAGUUUCAUGCAGAUCGUAAAUCUGUGAAUAGUUACAUCUUAUUCACUACUGAAGAAGCCGCACAGAAAGCACUCAAAAGGAAUGGGAAACUGGUUGAGAAUCACACUAUUCGAGUAGAUCUAGCCGGUAACAGCAGAGAGCAUGAUACCAAACACUCAAUAUUCCUUGGCAAUCUGCCGUUCGAUGUCAAAGAUGACGUAGUAAGAGAACAUUUUGAAGAAUGUGGCACCGUUGAGAAUGUUCGCAUCAUACGAGACGCUAAGACUGGGUUGGGGAAAGGAUUUGGAUAUGUUCUCUUUACUGACGAUGUGUCUGUUGAGUUUGCAAUCAAGCUAGAUGGCAGUAGAAUGGCCGGACGUGACAUACGAGUACAGAGAGCAACCAAACAGAAACAGAGAGCUGUGAAUGCAGUGAAAAGAUUGCAGAAGAAAUCUGAUGUGAAAGGCAAGCCAGAUGUUGGAAGGAGGAGCCAUGGUAAACCAGUUGGGGUCAAACCAGGUCAGGUCAAGCCGGGUCGGGGCCAACCAGGACGAGGCCAGCCAGGACGGGGCAAGCCAGGUCGGGCCAAGCCAGCACAAGGGAAGUUGACCAAGCCUAAAUCAGGACAACCAAGAUCCAGUAAAGGUGGCAGAGGAUCCAUGAAGAAAGGAAAGGCAUCCGGUGGUAUCAAGAAAUUUGCAAAAAGCAAGAGAAAAUGAGAGGGGAACUAACUCUCGCAUGAUAUAACCCUUGAUCCCUCUGAGCACCAUUAGUGAAGAUGGCAUUCAAUCCACAGAAUGAUCCCCUGCGUCUGUUUCAUACGUAAUUAUUAACUCUCCACUCACAAGUUUGCAAGAUGCAAAAGAAAAUAACUUUGACUUGGUAUAACCCUUGACCCCUCUAGAUAUUUAUAAUGAGUGAAAGAUGGUGUUAGCAUUAAUCAACAGAAUGAUCCCAGUCUGUUUCACAUGUAAUUAUGUUAUGAACAGUACAAUGACAUUAAACAUUUAUUUUUUAAUAUUUCCUAUUCCCCCCCCCCCAAGUUAGUUGAAUACACUUUAACAUUAAAGAUUUGUGUUCUGUUUUCAAUAUGUUUUAAAUGAUUAAGUCCAAAUAUUGAAACUGUUAUUUAAAGGUUGAUAUGUUGUCCAGUCAGAAACUCAGCAUAUGGACAAAUGAAGAAAAAAAGCCUAAGAUGUUUUCAAAGUUUUCAAACAUGUUUUACUGUUUUACGAUUCUUAACAACUAUAGAAUUUCAAGCCGAAAUAGUUCGAGGGAAAUGUUUCCACCAUGAACACAGUGAACACUUUAAACCAUUUAAGUUAUGUGUAAAUCUGUGAAUAAUUAUAUUUUCACUCUUACCUUAUGAGAAUAAAAACCCAUAAACAGAACAUACUCUUUGAAAGAUUCAAUCAUUCAUUGGUUAAGUCCUGUCUUGGAUUACUAAAUAAAGACCACCUGUUCCCCACACCUAUGUUCUUUAUCAUUUGUACUCGGGAUAAAAAAGUUGAGGUUGCAAAGAUUUCCUGAGUCAAGGCAAGAUGGUUUAUUCGCAGACAAAGUGUACAUGUAUAACAAAUACUUGAUCCUGAAUAAUAAACACCCUGUACCUCGUGUCUGUACAGCUCCUUAUCAGCGAGUCAAAACAAUUACACAAAUCUCUUAUUCUUAUUAAUUAAGCUAAAUUAAAAUGCACACAGUUUGGAUUUCAUUUGUAUCUCUGAAAUUGUAAUCAUUACUAAUUUCUAAAAAACUAUUUCUACUUUUUUCACAGGUUUCAAAUCGUUCCCACAAAUAUAUAUAUCCAAAUUGGUUAAUCCAUUUGUAAAAAAAAAAUCAAUUAUUUGAAGCAAAUUUAAUUGAGAAACAAUGAUACAAUUAUUCCUUUUUUGAAAUUUGUUCCAUGGCAUUUUUAUGACCAAAUUCCUAGAAUAUUUGCUAAACCUUUGGUACAAAAUAGUGCACCAAGCUCUUAACAACUUUCUUAUAACACUUCCUUUGUGAAUGGAUUGAUAAUGGUCAGUUAUUUUAAUAUUUAUCCCUCCUACUGUGUGACCAUUCAAUAUCAACCACUAUGAUUUUUGAGCAUGCCGGCCUGCAAUAUCAUAUCAUGUGGAGACUAUCUACACAGUACACAGUCAACCCUCCUACUAUGUGACCAUUCAGUAUCAUUCACUCUGGUUUUGAAUGAUAAACUAUGUAAGUCUGCAAUGUAUGUUAUCAAGUGGUGAAUGUAUCUACAUGUACAUGAUACACAGUCAACCCUCCUACUAUGUGACCAUUCAAUAUCAUCCACUUUGGUUUGAAUGACAUAAACUGAAUGUUGUGCCACCAUAUACACCACAUGCAGUUGAAUGAUAGCAAAUGGUCGGUCAAAUCACUGGAAAAUGGUAACAAUGGAAGGACAUAUUUUUUUCAGUAAAUCUUUGUAGGACCAUUUUAAAAUAAAAGCCAACUAUUAUUUAAGCUUCACUUAUAUUAUUUACAGUCCAGCAAAUACAAGCAAGUCACAUUGUACAUCACAGCUGAAUAAAAAUGCACACGAGCUGAAUAUUCAAACGAUAAAUUCAUCAUUUUUGGUAUAAAUAUGUCUUCUCUUUAAACUCAUUUCUUUACGGAGCCCUUAAACAUGUUGUCAUAUCAAACAAAACUUAUUAAAAAUGUUUGACUAUAUGCUAUAAGAGCUGCAACCAUUACUUCACGUCAACUACACUACAUUACAUGCAGAUCUGUUCAAAUAAAACAACCAGAAUUUAUUUGGCAGUUGUUUAAAAUCUUUGUACAUGUAUCAACGGUAAUAAUGCAUGUAAUAAUUCCCGUCAAACUACCUUGUCAUAUUCUUAAAUAAAAAUGAUAUGUACAAUUUGGUGAAGUAUUUCAUAUGUUUAUUUUUACUACCUGUAAAUACUUUGAUAAAAACUCUGCACUAUCUCUUCUUCAGACUUUAAGUUUUUACUUCGACCUGGUUUUGCCGAAAAAAGUUUCUUAAAAAAAAAAAA
Molecule: messenger RNA, 3833 nt
Organism: Asterias rubens (European starfish)
Lineage: Eukaryota; Metazoa; Echinodermata; Asteroidea; Forcipulatida; Asteriidae
Product: RNA-binding protein 34-like
Exons: 10
Coding region: 132-1553 (473 amino acids)
Molecular function (GO): RNA binding
Source: RefSeq, a predicted model, not a curated record